AGUUACACCUCGUAAGAUACAUUUCACUUUUCAGACAAACUCCAAAGUCCAAAGCUCAUACAAAAACCUCCACAAAGACCACUUCCUUCUACUACUACUGGUCUACUACUCCUCCUCAAACAAAUCAAAAGCAAGUGUUUGAUUACCGUAAACCUAAUCUCCGGUGACAAUGAUGGUAGAAACUUCACCGGACUGGCUUCCCCCUGGCUGGACCCGAGAGUUCAGAUUCCAAAAGACCGGUCGCCAAAUCACGCAAUAUGUGAAUCUGGCAAGCGGUCAGAGGUUCUUUACCAAGGAUGAUCUUCUCCGAUAUACCAAAAUGGAAAGCAAACGAUGUGAUUACAAGGUGCCAACUUUAAGGAAAAAUGUAACGUCAUCUGCAAACGAUCAAGCGGUUGUAAAUGUGACUGCUGUAAAAGAAAAUAAACGUCUGGAUUGGCUACCUAAGGAUUGGCUCGUGGAGGUAAAAACCCGAAAGAGUGGUUUAACUUUUGGAAGACAAGACAAGUAUUACACCGAUCCAGUCAGCAGUUAUGUUUUUCGCUCGAAAACUACUGUUCUUCGCUAUCUAGAAACUGGAGAGAUUGCUGAAACUGCUUUUUUACCAAAGAAAGACAACGAUGGCCGGUUUUUAACUAAUGCAGAUGAAUCACAACUCCCAGCAGCUAAAAGGAAGAAAGUGAAACAUCUUGCCGACGGGCGGGAGCUCGCAAUAGGUGGGGAGACAUCUGAUAGGAGAAACUUACCCGACCUAGAUACCGAGACCUUCGAGAAAGGACAAAGUAAUGAUGACUAUGAUGAAAAUGAAACGGAAAAGAAGAGCAGCAUGGACUCUAAGAUUUCGUGUGAAUCUAAGAAUAAGAAAGUGCUUGAUUUGCCUCAAGGGUUAUCGAAUCAGCUUGAUCAGCUUGAUUCUAAGCAGGUGGCUAGUGGCCUUGAACAUGUGAAGCCAUGCCAAAGUGAAGCCAUUGGUUCAUGUGUUUUAGAUGACAAAUCACAUCUGCGGUUAAACGUUCAUUCCAAUCCAGAGGUAGCAAAGCAAGCCUAUGCUUCAACAAUUAAAUCACAUUGUGGGCUAACGGAGAAGAUUAUAAAGCCGAUUGAAGAAGAAGAUAAUCUCGGAAAGCAGCCACAAAAGUUGGAGGCUGAGAAGACCAGUGACAGUAAAUCAGAAGUACAGGCUUUGCUUUCUUCAGAGCAAUGUCAAGAACUUACAAUGAAGACUCUUAAAGGUGGGGUACAACCACAUGAGGAUGCUGCCGAUGAAGGUCUUGUUUCAACUCCAGCUUCGAGUGUCCUGCAAGAGAAGAAUCGACGUAAAACGAGAAUGGAAAGCAAGAGAAUCAAUGUGGAAACUAAGAACUCGAGCAAGUUCAAGAAGAUGAAAGAGCAUGACACGACUCAUCGAUUUUCAACACCACUUGCUGUUCUUGAACAAGAGCAGGUUGCCAACGAAGUACAACAUUUCUUCUGCUCCGAUCCAUGCCUAGAAUUCGCAAUCAAGACUCUUACGGGUGCAAUACCAUUAGAGGAUGCUAUCAGUGAAGGGCUCGUUAAAACGUCCAUUGCUAACGUCCAGCAACAGAAGAGUCUAAUUGAAACAAGAACUGAACAUAGCAGCUGUAAGAAAACUCUUUUUAGCUCAGUUGGGUAUGAAAAUAAAGAUGCGGGUUUGCAACAAGGAUCUUCAAAACAACUUGUUGGGCACGCAACUGAGCUGGUGGCAAAGUCUUUGUCCAAUGAACAAAUUCUUGAUUUUGCAGCUGGAAAGAUUUAUGAUAGCAAAACCAUUCGAUAUGUGGAUUUGACAGUGAAAUCAUCAAGCAAGAGCAAAGAGCCUCAUAAAAACCAAACCGUUCCCGCACAAACGAAUGACAAGAAUCCAGGGAAGCCAUCAGCAAUUCCAUUUGGGAGCUCUUGGUCUGAUUGGUCUGAUUCUUUCUUCGAGUCGCCUUUCAAGAUUCUCGCAAGUUCUAGUCUCGCAGAGAAUACUUUUUCUUUUCAGAGUAACUUCCACCAAUCUUUUGGUGGAUAUGGAAACUUUGCACCGCCCACGGGGCAAUCUGUUCAGCAACAACAAUUCCCUUUGAAUCCUCCAUCCCUUAGCUUACCUAAAAGCAGCACUACUGCUGCUAAAAAAUCUUACAGGAAGGGCAAAAAGAAAUUAUCGGACAAGGUGGCGAGGUCCUAGAUAUAAAGCUGUCCUAAAGGAAGCAUGUCACUGCCAGACAUCUAAAGUCAACUUCAGGUUAGAUAUUUCUUUUUGAAGCCGACAUCUUUUUGGUUUUUAACUUCUUGGUGUUCUGGCUUUUGUAUUUAGGAAUGCUUCUUUAUAAGAACAUAGAAUAGGGUAAAAUGGUAAAGGCUAGUUUUAAAGA
Hibiscus syriacus is the source of this 2378-nucleotide messenger RNA. RefSeq lists its product as uncharacterized. NCBI's taxonomy places the organism in Eukaryota, Viridiplantae, Streptophyta, Magnoliopsida, Malvales, Malvaceae. The transcript has 6 exons. The record is from RefSeq and is a predicted model, not a curated record. Gene Ontology annotation, molecular function: DNA binding. Bases 170 to 2191 code for a protein of 673 amino acids.